AUGACGCAGCAGCAGGCUGACACGUACAGAGAGGACGUGAGGAAGGAAUACAACCUCCUGGUUCAUCAAGCUUCCGCCGCAAAUAUGAACAUGCAAAGAGGUGAACCAAAUCAAAGAUUCCUAAGUGAUUAUUCCACUUUGAAUGACAUCUACCGGAUGUUCGGAUACAGUGACGUCAUACCCCACUUAGGAAUUGAUGAGUUACAGAGCAGAGAUAUCAUGAGAGUCGCCUUGUCACGUGCUUCCUCUUUGAUCGAAGUCAUUAGAACGCUUAUGGACGAAUGGCUGGCAAAAGCCACCAUGACAGGUGAUCCUGAGGCGGCCGCCCUUUUGAGUGACAUUCUCCGCCAUGUUUCUCAGGACAGCAACCCGGAUGACCUGUCUCAAAUGAGAGAAAUACUCUAUGAUAUUUUUGCCAAUGAGGUUUUGAACAGUCUUGAAAAGCGCCCUCUGGGGGAUUAUGAGGACACUCAGCUGGAUGACACGUCAUUUCCGGUAUCCUCAGACAGAGUUGACGAGGUCAACAAAGGUCAGGUCCAGAAAACAGAAGAAAAAGAAACAAUAAAGGAGAAAGUGAAGUCAAAAGAUGGGAAAGACAAAGAAAACCAAACAACAGAAGAAAAGGGAUCAAAAGAAAAGCAGAUUAAAAUGUAAAAGACGUUAAAUGUCUGAGGAAAUUACAUUCCAGUGUGUAAAACGUAUUUAUUUGUCAAAAUAUAUUUUAUUUAUGCCAUGCUUAAUUGUGUAAGAAAAGAAAAAACUGAAGUUUUAACUUUCACUGUAUAUAGCCACAAAUAGAAUAUUGCAUUAUGUGAAUUGAUAAACAUCCAAUUAUACGUUAAGUUGUAUAUUUAUUGUAUCUUGUGAAUGGAGCUGUGGUUUUUGAAUCUUAUUCAUUUUUGAGGGAUAUACUCUGAUUUACAAAAAAAAGCAACUUUUUGAUCAUGAACAUGAUUAUUUUUCGUCACAGAAGCAUUUUUUGCGAACAGAAAGGAGGAUGAACUAAAAUUUUGAAUAAGCAUUGAAGCAGGAUAAUAAUUGUUGGAAAAUGACAAAUUUGAUUUGUUAUAAAUGUAAGUCAUUUUAUACUUUAUUUUUAUUCAAUACCUAAAAGACACGGAAAUAAAAUUCCAGUUUGCUGCGAGCCUUCGGUUCAUUAUAAAUGUUUUUAACUAAACAUAAAAUUUGUAAGAAUUUUAAGAUCGAAAAUUUUUCGUAAUGUAUCAAUUUUUGAGUUGUCUUUCCUUCCAAUUCAGCAGUUUGAAUUUUUUUCCCUCUUGUGAUAUAAAAAUUGUUGAAUUGCUUCAAUUAGUAUUAUAUUAUCGAUUGAUAUGUCUCAGCUAUUGCCAUAUCAGUUACAAACUUAUCUCCAUAAUUGGCUUUUCCCAAUUUUGAGCUUUUCAUUCUUAGUGGAUUUUCAAGCCUCCUAAAUGAAUAUAAAACUCAGAUAUUUUUUAAUGCCUGACUUCAAAAUAAAAGAUUUCGAUAAAAUAGAUAUGGAUGUGCAAUUUCUCCAAAAUGAUAAAUUUACCUAUCGUGUUAAGCUAUGAAAAAUCCACGGUAUUAUGUUAUUUGUUACCCAGGUACCAUGAAAUUUUGAAGAUAUUGGUCUACAUUGUCAAAUAUAUAUUAUGUUGUUGACUUAUAGCUUCUUGUUGAUUAUUUGACUUGUAUGCGAUAAAAAUGUGUUAUGCCAAAGUAAAACAAUGAAAGAAUAACUUUCAAUUGGGGUAUUUUCUGGUCUUUUUUACCGAUUCAUGUAAAUAUUGAUCUUUGUAUUUUUAAAACUACAGAUAAUUAUCUUAAUUGAAUUUCGUUACAUAUAUUCUAGAAAAUAUGUUAUCUAAACAGGGUUCACUAAGGUAUUUGUUGACAUAUAUAAAUUGAACGAAAAUUGAUUUCUGUAUUUUUAUACGAAAGACAAAAAAAAAAACUAUGUUCUAUCAUUAUUGUUAUUACAAAAAAAUAAUUAAAUUUUGUGCCUUUGUUGUUAA
Messenger RNA from Saccostrea cuccullata (small rock oyster), 1994 nucleotides. RefSeq lists its product as uncharacterized. The transcript is spliced from 5 exons. NCBI's taxonomy places the organism in Eukaryota, Metazoa, Mollusca, Bivalvia, Ostreida, Ostreidae. Bases 1 to 654 code for a protein of 217 amino acids. The record is from RefSeq and is a predicted model, not a curated record.